AGCGUGAGAGGGGUUUUGAAAAAAAAAAAUAACCGGUUGAGAAUAGUCUUGGGUUUUCUCCUCGAAUAUUUCGGCGGCCUUGAGUCCCAUCAUGCGUCUUUGAAUCAUUCAAGUUCAGGGCCUACGGUACAUUAAAAUUCCAUUCUCAUAUUUUAAUCCUCAAUGGCAUACUGAUGUGACUAAUUAGAGUGGCUCUCGAAUUUCAUCAAUAAAUGGUGGGGAACAGGUGUCAGGGUGGAACAAAGAGCCGAAAACAACGAGAAAGUAAAAUGGUGAAGAUGUAAGCAUUUCUCAGCUCGUCUUCUCAGCCAAUUUCUUCUCUUUCGUUUCUGUUUAAAAAAAAAAGCGGAAGUUCCACAAGUACAAUGAACAAUGCGUAGUCUUCCCCAUGGCCACUUCCCGUUAUCUUACGCCCCUUCUACACUGAGGCAAUUCAGUGAAAUGGAGUUGAUCUGUUUAUUUCUCGGGGAAAAGUGGAUUUUCAGUGAAUUGAAUUUUUGAAAAAACCUUUUGAAAAAGCGGUGGGUGUGUUUUUUAAAAAAUCCAUCUAAAAAUCCAUCUCUCCACUUGGCACUUCGUCGCGAGGGGGAGAGGUAGCACCAGAGUCCCGAAAAUAGACCCCGAAGAAAAAUGAAAAACUCGAGAAACCAAAAUAAAACAAUAAAAUCAAAGAUAAUUUAAUCUUAUCUCCUGGUCGAUGGGUAGAUGGAGAAUUCAUUUCACACAAACAACGAGUUCAGAGUGAGAACAAGAGUGGUGAAGUGUUCAUCAGCGAUUAAUCGACUCUAGCCCAUUUUUAUUAUUAAAUAUUCACCGAUUGGACUGUAGUGGACUACACCAAUUAGACUAAUCAAUCGACUCCGCGAUAAUCGAGACAUGGAAGACGAGAAAACACGAAAAAAAUCACUAGCUGCUGAAAUAAUGGAGCAAGAUUUGCACGAGAGGGACAGAGUUGGCGUUCAAGAUUUUGUAUUGCUUGAGGAUUUUAACAGUGAAAUAGCAUUUAUCGAUAACUUGAGAAAGAGAUUCAAGGAGAAUCUUAUCUACACGUACAUUGGUCAAGUGCUCGUGUCAGUAAAUCCGUACAAGAGUCUACCGAUUUACAACGAAGCGACAAUACAUUAUUAUGAAGGGAGAAAUUUUUUUGAAGCACCGCCACACAUUUUUGCCCUAGCAGAUACUGCUUAUCGAUCGCUAGCAAAAGAAAACCGAGACCAAUGUAUCCUUAUCUCCGGGGAAUCGGGCUCAGGGAAGACCGAGGCCUCGAAGAAGAUCCUCCAGUUCAUAGCAGCAGCAACAGGUCACAAAAAAAAGGUGGACGCCGUCAACGGAAAGCUCAUUGGCUCGAAUCCAGUGUUAGAGGCAUUUGGAAAUGCCAAGACAAACAGAAACGACAACUCCUCGAGAUUUGGAAAAUACAUGGACAUACAAUUCGAUUUUCACGGUGAUCCCGUUGGUGGGAACAUUCUCAAUUACCUCCUGGAGAAAUCAAGAGUGGUGCAUCAGUCAUCUGGAGAACGAAAUUUUCAUAUUUUUUAUCAGCUUCUGGCUGGUGCAGAGGAUGAAACCUUGAGGAAGCUCUUCCUCAAGCGUAAUCUCGACACUUAUUUCUAUAUCAGCAAUGGAACCAAGGGGACUGUUGAUACGAUUGACGACGUGGGGCAGUACAAACUGGUGAUGGAGGCCAUGAAGACGGUGGAGUUGGGACAGGGCGAGCAGGACGAUUUAUUUGCAAUUGUGGCGUCUGUUCUUCACAUGGGGAAUGUGGGAUUCACUGAGGAUGAGGGAGUCGCUCAGAUACUUAAACCUGCCUCCGUCGAGGCUGUCGCUUCGUUACUGGGGUGUGACGUUAAAAAAUUAGCCAAAGCCUUCACUCACAGAACGAUAAAUGCCCAUGGGGACGUAGUGAUUUCCCCGUUGAACAGGGAAUUGGCUAUUUACGCGAGGGAUGCACUGGCCAAGGCUGUUUACGAUCGUUUGUUCACGUGGCUCGUGGCGAGACUAAAUAAAUCCCUCCAGCCCGAGGUGCACAGGGAAAACGGAGUCAUUGGUAUUCUCGAUAUUUAUGGUUUCGAGAUAUUCCAGAAGAACAGUUUCGAACAAUUUUGCAUUAAUUACUGCAACGAAAAACUCCAGCAGCUGUUCAUACAGUUGACCCUGAAAUCCGAGCAAGAGGAGUACCGGAGGGAGGGCAUCACCUGGGAGCACAUCGAAUUUUUCAAUAACAAAGUUAUCUGUGAUUUGAUCGAGGAGAAGUACAAGGGAAUAAUCUCUCUGAUGGAUGAGGAGUGUUUGCGUCCUGGAGAUCCCACUGAUCUCAGCUUCUUGGACAAAUUGAACUCUAAUCUAUCGAGCCAUCCUCACUAUAUCAGCCACAUGAAAGCUGAUAUCCAGACGCAGAAGAUCAUGGGAAGAGAUGAAUUUCGAUUGGUUCAUUAUGCUGGGGAUGUCACGUACAACGUUCGUGGUUUUCUUGAGAAAAACAAUGACCUCUUGUUCCGAGAUCUGCGAGAAGUAAUGUCUCACACAUCGAACUCAAUAACCCACGCUAUUUUUGAUGUCAAGGAUCUGACGAGUAAAAAACGUCCAGAUACAGCUGUAACUCAAUUCAAAAAUAGUCUCAACAACCUCGUGGAUAUUCUCAUGGGAAAAGAGCCGUCGUACAUACGCUGCAUCAAGCCGAAUGAUUUUAAAAUCUCAGGUCAAUUUAACGACAAAAUUGUUCUCCACCAAGUGAAGUACUUGGGUCUGAUGGAGAACCUGCGAGUGAGACGAGCAGGUUUCGCCUACAGACGACCCUACGAGCAGUUCCUGCAGAGAUACAAGUCCCUGUGCCCCAAAACCUGGCCCUCCUACCCUGGAGAUGCCAAAAAGGGUGUACAGCAUCUCGUGUCUCACCUAAACUACUCCGAGAACGAGUAUCAAAUGGGAAACACGAAAUUAUUCAUCCGCUUCCCCAAGACCCUCUUCUCAACUGAGGACGCCUACCAACGGAAGAAGAACGACAUAGCAGCGAUAAUCCAGAGCAAAUGGAAGGGCAGAGUGCAGAGACAGAAAUACUUGAGGAUGAAGUACUCGGCUAUAAUUAUCCAGAAGUACAUGAGACGCUGGAGGGCGAAGAGAGUGGCUGAGAGAAGGAGAAAAGCAGUUCUGACGAUCAGGAGAUUCGUCGAGGGCUUCAUCACGAGGAAUGGCCCACCAACGGACAUCAAUGCAUCAUUCAUCGAGCUGGCAAAGUCUCAGUGGCUCCUAAGGCUGGCGAGAAAUCUCCCCAGGGGUGUUCUUAAUAAUUACUGGCCACCCUGUCCUUAUGCCUGUCGAGAGGCGUCCGAGCAUCUCAAGCUAAUUCACAAGAGACACAGGGGCCGUCUGUAUCGGCUAGGCCUGUCCAGAGAUGACAAGAAACAAUUCGAGCUCAAAGUACUUGCUGAGAAAUUAUUCAAAGACAAGAAGAAGUCGUACGGCAAGAGUGUGGGCCCCAGGUUCAUCGAUGAACGACUGGGCAAUGAAUUUUGCACUUUGAAACAGAAUUUUAUUGCCACUGUCCUACCCAGUGGGGAGAACAUCAAGUACUCUACACCUGUAAUCAAGUACGAUCGUCACGGGUAUAAGCCACGAGAAAGGGUAUUGAUUUUAACGGAAAAGGCUGUUUACAUUCUCGAUACUGGGAAAUCGCUGAAGCUCAAACAUCGAUUGCCUUAUCAGAGCAUUCAGGAGCUCGUCGUUACUGGGGAGUCUGACAAUCUCAUGAUCGUCAGGAUACCUCCAGAGCUUAAGAAAGAUAAAGGGGAUUUGAUUCUUGAGGUGCCACACAUCAUCGAGGCCCUCACCGAAGCUAUUGACAUCACCAAUAAUCCGAGAAUAUUGAAUAUUGUCAACAAGGAAUCGGUCUCGCACAAACUAGUCAGUGGAAAGGAGGGGACUAUCGAGUUUACGAAGGGGAGCACUCCAGCAAUUACUAAAAAUCGACAAAGUGGCCAUCUUUUAGUGGUUGCCUCUCCAUGAAAUCAUGCCACUCUGCCUUAUAAAAAUGUGAUUUUAGAGGAAGGAUAUUGAAGAGAUAAUAUAUUAAGACCUGGGAGAUGCGAUUCUGGUGCCAUUACACACGAGGAAUAAUUCGUGGCUAAUUCGUGACAAUAUUCUAGGAGAUGUAUAAAUUAUUGGAAGAGCAAUAAAUCAUUAUGUCGAGUUUAAA
Molecule: messenger RNA, 4195 nt
Organism: Fopius arisanus
Lineage: Eukaryota; Metazoa; Arthropoda; Insecta; Hymenoptera; Braconidae
Gene: Myo61F
Product: Myosin 61F
Exons: 14
Coding region: 877-4005 (1042 amino acids)
Biological process (GO): vesicle transport along actin filament; actin filament organization
Cellular component (GO): vesicle; actin cytoskeleton; microvillus
Molecular function (GO): ATP binding; actin filament binding; microfilament motor activity
Source: RefSeq, a predicted model, not a curated record